AUGCCCCUCGUCGUCCCCGGCAUAACCUCCAAUCCCAAGGACGCCACCGGGGAAUGGAUGAACAAGCUGAUGGGCAAGAGACUGGGCGAGACGAGCAACGAGACGCACUUCGCCGAGAAGGACCUGCCGCAGAACCAUCGCGUCGUCCAGGAGGGCAUGAUGAUGACCAUGGACCACAAUCCCGACCGGCUGAACAUCCACGUCGACAAGGACGGAACAGUUAAGAAGGUGACGCACGGAUAG
Messenger RNA from Cladophialophora psammophila CBS 110553, 243 nucleotides. RefSeq lists its product as uncharacterized. Lineage: Eukaryota; Fungi; Ascomycota; Eurotiomycetes; Chaetothyriales; Herpotrichiellaceae. Bases 1 to 243 code for a protein of 80 amino acids. The transcript has 2 exons. The record is from RefSeq and is a predicted model, not a curated record.